AUGACCUCAGGUCUCCUCAAAUCUUCAUCUCCUGCAUCAACUACGGCGUCGCUGUCUAAAGUUACAUCGCAAUAUGAGCGUCUACCUCCAACUCGGGGUUGGUCACCAUCUCCGAAAUCACCAGAAGAACACCAGACUACAGCACCUCAGACAGCUUCCGGCUCGGAUCUUGACCAGGACAUCUCGCUGCAACUAAUCGCAAGCAAUGAUGAGCAUGCACCUCUCUCAGAAAGCGAUGAUGUCUCCAUGUCACCAGCAAUGAUGUUCUUAUCUGCAUUUAGUCCCUCCGCAAUCCCACAAUCACCUGAUGCAGAAGGUCAAGUCAUCCGUGGCUAUGUUCUCGGGCCAAUCAUAGGUUAUGGGGGAUUCUCUGUAAUCAGGCGCGCCUCAUCCCCUUCCGGAGGUGUCGUCGCUGUCAAAAUUGUCCGUCGCUCCGAUUUGGAGAAACAGACAGAUCCUUCUUUAGCUAGAAGGCGACUCAGUCAUGAAGCCCAAAUAUGGGCUUCUCUAUGUCACGAGCAUACCUUGCCCCUCUUCUUUUCCGAACACACUUCCUACGCCGAUUUCUUCUUCUCCCUCUUAUGUCCUGCAGGAUCCCUAUUUGAUAUACUUUUAAGAGACGGUCGUCCCGCUCUCCCUCACGAUGACGCCGGCAUGAUGUUUCGACAAAUUGUACGAGGCGUACGUUACCUGCACGAAGUCGCAGGCUAUGUACACAGGGAUAUCAAACUCGAGAAUGUUCUUGUAGAUGAGAUGGGUAUAUGUAGAAUUUGCGAUUUCGGCAUGACUCGCAAGAUCGGCGAAGUUGACGACGACGAACCCCUAUCCGGUGCAGACAGUCACUCUAGCACCCAUCGUCACCGUUCCACUUCUAUCAGACCCAAAUUUCACAUGUCUUCGCACCUCUCAAUACUACGCCAACAUGGUCCUAGGCGUCAUCGUACAUCAACUCCUAUCGGCGAAAACCCUCCGCCUGUGCAUCCAUCACAUGUUUUCCAGCAAGGGUCUUUACCAUACGCAUCUCCAGAGCUUCUUCAACCCAAACCUUCACGGUUAAAAGGCGUCUAUGACAUGCCUUCUGGUAUUAGUCGUGGAGCUGAGCAUGUUCUCAAAGGCUGCUUGGAGCGUAACGUCCGUAACCGGUGGACGAUUGCGGUAGUGGAUGAGAUGGCUUGGGGUGUUGGGCUUGACGACGACGACGACACAUCUCCUGUAACAGACAAGGAUAAAUUUAAGUUAGUAGAUUAUCCCAGCCACCGAUCUCCAUCAUUAUCCCAGUCGCGCUCGCGCCCUCGUGCCUGGCGUGAUAACAAGCCGAACCCAUCUCAUACUGAAGAAGCACCCCCAAGGCGGUCCAACCGUUCCCUCUCUCGUACCUCUAUCUCAACUGCAAGCUCGAUCUCAACACGAUGUACCAGUCGCAGUAUCUCCCGUCCACCAAUCGUUCGUUACCCGAUGUCUCCCACAUACGACGAACUCAGUCAUUCAGUGGUGAGCGCCUCGACGUCUCUCUCUGUGCCGCCUCUUGACAUAGGCGGCCCUGCUCUUCUUGCCUCGCCAGGGCCAUCACCUGAGCGUGGCCGGAGAUCGAAGAAGGCGGCAUUUAUACCGCUCAAUCGGUUUACAUCAUCAUUAGCGACGUCUUCUCGCCAAUCAGAAUAUGCCCCAGAAUCCGGAGAUCUCGAUGCUGAUGUAGACGUGUUGGGCAAUACCGCUCACUGGACAUCUACUCUAAGCAUCAACGCUGUUGCAGAACCUACUGCCCGUAGUGGUACAACCACUGCGAUCGAGCGUCAGGAUGCAUUGCCACCACAAACACAUAAAAGGGCCGAGAGCACACCUCCGGCGUCAGGUGCCUGGCCACGGAGAUCGCGACUUCACAUUAAGGAAGAUCCUUCUUCCUAUCGCGGAGCAGAAAUUCACGGAGUAGGCGGAUUCCUUAGAGACCCCAGCACCACUCCCAUACCAAUCACGCCCAAAGGCGGUACCCGAAGCCGGAGCGUAGGACAUGAUACCCAUCAUACCUACGGUCGCGCUAACUAG
This is a messenger RNA of Suillus bovinus, 2043 nucleotides long. Its product is annotated as kinase-like domain-containing protein. The record is from RefSeq and is a predicted model, not a curated record. Lineage: Eukaryota; Fungi; Basidiomycota; Agaricomycetes; Boletales; Suillaceae. The transcript is spliced from 2 exons. Bases 1 to 2043 code for a protein of 680 amino acids. Gene Ontology annotation, biological process: microtubule cytoskeleton organization; protein phosphorylation; intracellular signal transduction. Gene Ontology annotation, molecular function: ATP binding; protein serine/threonine kinase activity; tau-protein kinase activity. Gene Ontology annotation, cellular component: cytoplasm.